UGUCCUUUGUGAAUUUACUAAGAACUGUUAAGAAUACGUAAAGAACGUUCUUUUAAACUGAUUAGUAAACAUGAGCAAUAUGUAAGAGCAAAUAUUCACGAUAACAAAUAGAUAAAGUCACUGUAGCGAUUUAUGGCAUGUAUUUAAAGAGAGAGAUCUCUAUAUUUUUGAUAAAAAAUCUAUGAUCAAAUGUUCGUCGUAUGAUCUAUCACUUAAAUCGACAGUAAUUAUAUGGCGAAUGAAUUUUUUUUUUUUUUUUUUUUUUUUUUUUUGGAUAUUUAUUAUGUUCGUAUUAAGUAAAGGUUGAUAUAAAGGUUUUGUCCUCUGAUAUUUGCGACGAUUUAAUUGGAAAACAGCCUUUUAAAAUUCUAGCGGGAAAAUGUAGCGGGAACAUUUGCAAGAUGGUGGAAAAUUAUCUGUGCGGGUAUUAGUUUUUGUAGAAAAAAGUCAAAAAAUGUAUAUAUUUUUUAAUAAGUUCUAAAGUUAUAAAUAUUUCUAAAUAAUGUACAUAUUUUUUUUUUGAAGUAUUCGUUUUAUAUUAAUACGUAUAAUGAAUGUGAUACAUAUGCUUAAUAAUACUUUUAAAUAAGAACAUUGAAAGAAGUCGUUUAAAUAAUAAUUAAUUAUUAAAAUUAGUUAAUUUUAAAUCACACACAUAAUGGAUUUUGCUUUGAAACAUUGUACGAUUAAAAAUGAAAUAAAAACUUUAAAGGCAUUUUAUCCACAUGAUUUGCAAGUAUAUGAUGUUCCACCUUCAGGUGAAAUAUCUUUAAUUGAAUUUCAAGAGUUAAGCCUCGAUAGGUUAAAAGUCCUUCGUUUGGUUGAAAAUAUUUCUUUAAGAAAUGACCUUAAAACGAUAGAAGUACGUAAAGAAAAUUUAAGGGAUAGUUUGAAAAGGGAUGGUCUUAAAUAUUAUGUAAAUUUGAUUUAUGGAAAUGGUUGCAAGUCUGAUAUAGAAACUGAUCUUCAAGCCAGAAGAAAAGAUAAUAUAUCACAUUAUAUUUUGAGACUGGCAUAUUGCAAGGACAAAGAUCAGGCAAAAUGGUUUAUGAAUCAAGAAAUAGAAUUAUUCAAAAUGAGAUUCUCUUCUUUGGACAAAGAAGGUGUUGACCAGUUUCUAACUAUGCAUAAGCUCGAUUGCAAACAUAUAUCUUAUGAAGAAAAAGAAAGAAUUCGAGAAGACCUUCAAACAUCUACUUUCAAAGUUACAAAUAUAGACACAAUUGAUUUCUAUAAAGUACCAUUUCAAAAAGUAAUUGAUCUUGUUAGAGCACGUAAAGUAUAUCUUGAAGAUGGAAUGGCAUAUGUUCCACGAAACGAUCUGAUUUCAUUGUGUGUUUCAUACUUCAGACAAAAACUAAUUUUAGGAAUAGAGGACGCAAAAGAAUGUCUUUUAAAUGCCUCCGAUGAUGAACGAGUGAUAAACUAUAUUAAUGCCCUACCUGGUACCUUUUCUGGAAUGGCUAGAGUAGUUUGGUCAACUACAAAUACUCCAAUUGAAAAAAUAGAGAAAUUAUCAAAAACAUCUUAUCCAUUAUGCAUGAGAUCUCUUCAUGAAGCAUUACAUGUCAAUCAUCAUUUAAAGAAUUCUGGACGUAUUCAGUAUGGUCUAUUUCUUAAAGGAAUAGGUGUUUCUUUAGAGGACGCAUUGCAGUUUUGGAGGGAAGCAUUUUCCCAAAAAAUAGAUUCAGAUAAAUUUGAAAAGCAAUAUGCAUACAGUAUUAGACAUAUAUAUGGAAAAGAGGGAAAGCAAACAAAUUAUACACCACUCGGUUGUAAUAAAAUAAUAAGUAAUUCCAUUGGUCCUGGAGAAUAUCAUGGUUGUCCAUAUAGGCAUAUGGAUCAGAAUUCUUUAAAACAAAAGCUAUCUGCUUAUGGCAUCUUCGAUUUAGGAAGAAUCAUUAUUAUAGAUACAAAAGAAAUAAUCGAAUUAGCAAAAGAAGGACAUUAUUCAUUGGCAUGUACAAGAUAUUUUCAGACAUUACAUAAGCAAUUACCAGAACAACCAAUUAUUCACCCAAAUGGAUAUUUUGCUGAAAGUCGCAAAAUAAUGAAUAAAGCUAAUGAUAUUGCAGAUGCUGAUAUGGAUAGUUCAUUGCAAGUAGCAAAUAUAAAGCCAGAAAGAUUGACGAUUACUCCAAGAAGAAACGAAAUAGGUAAUCUUACACCUUCCAGAAUCAACGAGCAAUUUUCUACACCAUCUAGAAGAACAGAAAAGAUACAUACAACCCCAUUAAGAACUAUUCACAAAACUAAACCGAUAAAUAUUGAAAAGUUAUUAAAUGAUGAUGAAAUUGCAGAAUUAAUGGAUGAUUAAAUUCAUUAAGAUUAUGAUUAUUCUUAUAAUGUUUUUUCUACAUCUUGUUCGUAUGCAAAAUAAAUAAUUAUUUUUAUUAUA
Messenger RNA from Vespa velutina, 2398 nucleotides. RefSeq names its product DNA primase large subunit-like. Lineage: Eukaryota; Metazoa; Arthropoda; Insecta; Hymenoptera; Vespidae. Gene Ontology annotation, biological process: DNA replication, synthesis of primer. Gene Ontology annotation, cellular component: alpha DNA polymerase:primase complex. The transcript has 8 exons. The record is from RefSeq and is a predicted model, not a curated record. Bases 659 to 2317 code for a protein of 552 amino acids.